AUGAAACUCCCCUGCCUUGCGAGUUGCCUAUUCCUCCCCAUCAUCACUGGAGCCUUCGCCACCACCCCAGACCCUCUUAGCUAUCGGAGCCUUAGUGGAAGCUAUGUCCCUCCCAAGUCGCCCAACGUUACUACGCUUCUGGAGUUCAUCAAUUCCCGGUCAGAUCUGAGUGUUCUCGCAGAUGAAUUGCAGACAAUCGGCGGCUUUCCGAUGGCUUUUGAUACUGAACCAAGCUGGAGCUUCACUUUCUUCGCGCCGAACAACGAUGCCUUCGCCCUUCAUACUGGCACAUACUUCAACGAAUUCAAAUCCACUCCGAAGGGCAAAUGGUGGCUGGGCAACACGCUCCUCUCACAUUACGUGCCAAACACCAAUCUCAACUCUAGUAGCUUCAAUGAGACCUACCAACGAUUUCAAACUGCAAGUUACCUCUAUGUCGGUUCGCAGGUUCAAGAUGGUGCGAUCAUCCUGAACGACGUGGCCACCGUGGUGGAAAAGGAUAUCUCAGUCACAAAGGCGAGUCUCAGCUGGUUUGGCUUUGCUCCUUUUCGGUUCGACGCAUUAACCGUUUUACAAAGGGAACAAUCCACAUCAUUGAUCGCAUUCUCGACCCUUCAGCCCAGGUUUUCGAAACGGACCUGCCAAAAGUCUCUCAGAGUUUCAUUCCUGGAAGUUGUUCGAAUCAGGAUCUGUCAUAUUGCUGAUGGAUGA
Molecule: messenger RNA, 711 nt
Organism: Aspergillus aculeatus ATCC 16872
Lineage: Eukaryota; Fungi; Ascomycota; Eurotiomycetes; Eurotiales; Aspergillaceae
Exons: 3
Coding region: 1-711 (236 amino acids)
Source: RefSeq, a predicted model, not a curated record